Messenger RNA from Rhinopithecus roxellana (golden snub-nosed monkey), 7856 nucleotides. RefSeq names its product KIAA0232 ortholog. The record is from RefSeq and is a predicted model, not a curated record. NCBI's taxonomy places the organism in Eukaryota, Metazoa, Chordata, Mammalia, Primates, Cercopithecidae. The transcript has 9 exons. Bases 499 to 4686 code for a protein of 1395 amino acids.
GCCCCUGGUUGGCGGGGCGCUGAGGCCAGUUGCCGGGUAACGGAGCGGAGCGGCUCCCGGCGCGCCGCCUCCCGCCCUCCGCCGAGUGGCGCUGGGGCCGCCGCCGCCGCCGCCGCUUUACGUAAGGCGCAGGCCAGGGCCGCCCUGCGCUCGGCAGCCGCCCGCAGCCCCUCGGAUCAAGAAGAGAGGCGCCCCCGCCGGCCGCCGCGCCGCCCGGCAGCCUCGGCAGGUUCUGCCGGAGACUUCCAUUUGGCCUCAAUGUGAAAUUAAAGUAGAAAAUCACAUCUACAUGUAUGUUGCUAUCAGGAUGUUGAUUCAUUAGUCAUGCCUGAAGAGGGAAAGUCUGUUUUAGGUGGCUGACUACCAGCAAAAAUAAAUGCUUAUCCUACAUGUCAAGCAUCUCUCCUUAUUACUGGAGUGAAAAUCCCCUCCAGAUACCAACAGAAUAUCAACUGCAGAAAAUGCUUCACAUUUUAAGGAUGUCGGCAACCUAAAUUCAUGUACCCUAUCUGUACAGUUGUUGUGGAUGGUUUGCCAUCUGAAAGCUCCUCAAGUUCUUAUCCAGGCCCUGUGUCUGUUUCUGAAAUGUCUCUGCUUCAUGCUUUGGGUCCAGUGCAGACCUGGCUGGGACAAGAGCUCGAGAAAUGUGGCAUUGAUGCCAUGAUUUACACUCGGUAUGUCCUCAGUCUUCUGCUGCAUGACAGCUAUGACUACGACCUGCAGGAACAGGAGAAUGACAUCUUCCUGGGCUGGGAAAAAGGAGCUUAUAAGAAAUGGGGAAAGAGUAAGAAAAAAUGUUCAGAUCUAACUCUAGAAGAAAUGAAAAAACAGGCUGCUGUCCAGUGUCUUCGAUCUGCUUCUGAUGAAAGCUCUGGUAUCGAGACUUUAGUGGAGGAGCUCUGCUCCAGACUGAAAGACCUUCAGAGUAAGCAAGAAGAGAAGAUUCACAAAAAGUUAGAGGGGUCUCCCUCUCCAGAGGCAGAAUUAUCCCCUCCAGCAAAGGAUCAAGUGGAAAUGUACUAUGAAGCAUUUCCACCGCUUUCUGAGAAACCAGUUUGCCUGCAAGAAAUCAUGACGGUGUGGAACAAGUCUAAAGUCUGUUCUUACUCUAGCUCUUCUUCAUCAUCCACAGCCCCACCAGCUAGCACAGAUACUUCCUCCCCUAAGGACUGCAACAGUGAAAGUGAAGUCACCAAGGAAAGAAGCAGUGAAGUGCCCACCACUGUCCAUGAGAAAGCCCAGAGCAAAAGUAAAAACGAGAAGGAAAACAAAUUUAGUAAUGGCACAAUUGAAGAAAAGCCUGCUUUGUACAAAAAGCAAAUCCGACAUAAACCUGAAGGAAAGAUGCGCCCUCGCUCAUGGUCUUCUGGCUCCAGUGAAGCGGGCUCAAGUUCCAGUGGGAAUCAGGGAGAAUUAAAAGCAUCCAUGAAGUAUGUUAAAGUAAGACACAAGGCACGAGAGAUUCGAAACAAAAAAGGGCGGAAUGGGCAAAGCAGGCUUUCUUUGAAGCAUGGUGAAAAGGCUGAAAGAAACAUUCAUACUGGAAGUAGUGGCAGUAGCAGCAGUGGUUCUGUCAAACAGCUGUGCAAGCGGGGUAAGAGACCUUUAAAAGAAAUAGGGAGAAAAGAUCCUGGGUGCACUGAAGGAAAAGACCUGUACAUGGAGAAUAGAAACGACACAGAGUAUAAAGAGGAGCCCUUGUGGUACACCGAGCCAAUUGCUGAAUAUUUUGUUCCUCUGAGCAGAAAAAGUAAACUAGAGACCACAUACCGAAACAGACAAGACACAAGUGAUCUGACGUCAGAGGCAGUGGAAGAAUUGUCUGAAUCAGUGCAUGGUCUUUGUAUCAGCAACAAUAAUCUUCAUAAAACAUACCUCGCAGCAGGUACUUUCAUUGAUGGUCAUUUUGUAGAAAUGCCUGCAGUUAUAAAUGAGGAUAUUGACCUCACUGGGACCUCAUUAUGUUCUCUACCAGAGGACAAUAAAUACCUGGAUGAUAUUCAUCUAUCAGAAUUAACGCACUUCUAUGAAGUGGACAUUGAUCAAUCCAUGUUGGAUCCUGGUGCCUCAGAAACAAUGCAAGGAGAAAGUCGGAUUUUGAAUAUGAUUCGACAAAAAAGCAAAGAGAACACAGAUUUUGAGGCAGAAUGUUGCAUAGUGUUAGAUGGUAUGGAGUUGCAAGGGGAACGUGCAAUAUGGACAGAUUCUACCAGCUCCGUGGGUGCUGAGGGCUUAUUCCUGCAGGACCUUGGCAAUCUGGCUCAGUUUUGGGAGUGCUGUUCAUCCAGCUCCGGUGAUGCGGAUGGGGAGAGUUUUGGAGGAGACUCUCCGGUUAGACUCUCUCCCAUCUUAGACAGCACAGUGCUCAAUUCACACCUGCUUGCUGGCAAUCAAGAGCUCUUUUCAGAUAUUAAUGAAGGAUCUGGUAUAAACUCUUGUUUUUCAGUGUUUGAAGUGCAAUGCAGUAAUUCUGUUUUACCAUUUUCUUUUGAAACACUCAACUUGGGAAAUGAAAAUACAGAUUCUAGUGCUAAUAUGCUUGGGAAAACACAGUCUAGAUUGCUAAUAUGGACCAAAAAUAGUGCCUUUGAAGAAAAUGAACACUGUUCUAAUCUUUCAACAAGAACUUGUAGUCCAUGGUCCCAUUCGGAAGAAACACGUUCAGACAAUGAAACAUUAAAUAUUCAGUUUGAAGAAUCCACACAGUUUAAUGCCGAAGAUAUUAAUUAUGUAGUUCCUAGAGUCUCGUCAAAUUAUGUAGAUGAAGAACUUCUAGAUUUUUUGCAAGAUGAAACUUGCCAGCAAAACAGUAGAACUUUAGGUGAGAUUCCUGCAUUAGUUUUCAAAAAAACAUCUAAACUAGAAUCCGUCUGUGGUAUUCAGCUAGAACAAAAAACAGAAAACAAAAAUUUUGAAACUACACAAGUAUGUAAUGAAAGUCCACAUGGAGAUGGCUACAGCUCAGGGGUUAUUAAAGACAUUUGGACAAAGAUGGCAGACACAAAUUCUAUGGCUACAGUAGAAAUAGAAAGAACUGAUGCUGAGUUGUUCUCAGCAGAUGUAAAUAACUACUGCUGCUGUCUAGAUGCUGAAGCUGAACUGGAGGCCCUUCAGGAGCCUGACAAGGCUGUGCGGAGGUCAGAGUACCAUCUGUGGGAGGGACAGAAAGAGAGCCUGGAGAAAAGAGCAUUUGCUUCUAGUGAGCUAUCCAACGUGGAUGGUGGUGAUUAUACAACACCCUCUAAACCCUGGGAUGUAGCCCAAGAUAAAGAGAACACAUUCAUUCUUGGAGGAGUUUAUGGAGAACUCAAAACCUUUAAUAGUGAUGGGGAAUGGGCAGUCGUACCACCUAGUCACACAAAAGGAAGUCUGUUACAGUGUGCAGCUUCUGAUGUAGUGACGAUAGCUGGUACAGAUGUCUUUAUGACCCCGGGAAACAGUUUUGCUCCUGGGCACAGGCAGUUAUGGAAACCCUUCGUGUCAUUUGAACAGAAUGAUCAGCCGAAGAGUGGGGAAAAUGGGUUAAAUAAGGGAUUUUCUUUUAUCUUCCAUGAAGACUUACUAGGAGCUUGUGGCAACUUUCAAGUCGAAGAUCCUGGACUUGAAUACUCAUUUUCUUCCUUUGACUUAAGCAAUCCAUUUUCACAAGUUCUUCAUGUAGAAUGCUCAUUUGAACCUGAAGGGAUUGCAUCUUUCAGCCCCAGUUUUAAACCGAAAUCAAUCCUCUGUUCUGAUUCAGACAGUGAAGUGUUGCACCCCAGGAUAUGUGGUGUUGACAGAACACAAUACAGGGCUAUUCGGAUCUCUCCUAGGACUCACUUUCGCCCAAUUUCUGCAUCCGAACUGUCCCCAGGAGGAGGAAGCGAGUCAGAAUUUGAAUCUGAGAAAGAUGAAGCAAAUAUUCCCAUUCCUUCUCAAGUUGAUAUAUUUGAAGAUCCGCAGGCAGAUCUCAAACCUCUGGAAGAAGAUGCAGAGAAAGAAGGCCAUUACUAUGGAAAAUCAGAGCUUGAGUCUGGAAAAUUCCUUCCCAGGUUAAAAAAAUCUGGGAUGGAAAAGAGUGCUCAGACAUCACUGGAUUCCCAGGAGGAAUCAACUGGGAUUCUGUCAGUAGCAAAGCAAAAUCAGUGUUUGGAAUGUAGCAUGAAUGAAUCCCUGGAAAUAGAUUUAGAAAGCUCAGAAGCAAAUUGUAAAAUAAUGGCACAAUGUGAGGAAGAAAUUAAUAAUUUUUGUGGUUGCAAAGCAGGUUGUCAGUUUCCUGCUUAUGAAGAUAAUCCAGUUUCUUCGGGACAGCUGGAAGAGUUCCCUGUAUUGAACACUGAUAUACAAGGAAUGAAUAGAAGUCAAGAAAAACAGACCUGGUGGGAAAAAGCCUUGUACUCUCCUCUUUUUCCUGCAUCAGAGUGUGAAGAAUGUUACACAAAUGCCAAGGGAGAGAGUGGUUUAGAAGAAUGUCCAGAUGCUAAAGAGACACCCAGUAAUGAAGAGCGCCUGUUAGAUUUUAAUAGGGUGUCUUCUGUUUAUGAAGCAAGAUGUACAGGAGAGAGAAAUUCUGGAGCUAAGUCAGAUGGCUUCCACGGAAAGAUGUGCUCCAGCGCCAGCUCCACCUCGGAAGAGACAGGCUCGGAAGGCGGAGGCGAGUGGGUGGGCCCUAGCGAAGAGGAGCUCUUUUCUCGAACUCAUCUCUAAACCUGCAAAAUAGUACAAAUUAUUGUUUAAAAAUGAUAUGUGAUGGAAAAUUACUCUUCAGUGAGACCUGUUAAUCUAAAACACCAACUUAGAUUUCCUCUUCAAUUAACUGAUUCAGAUUGGUAAUAAUUAUCUUUCUCUUCUUGCUUAUUUUAGAGUUGAGGACAGCUAUCCUGUUAAAAGAUUUUUUUUUUCCCAGCUGUUAAAUUCUUGGCUAUUUGAAAUAGACUAGAUUGUGUUGUCAAAUCAAGAAUGGGUGUGCAUGUGCUUGUCUUAGAAGUAUCACUGCUUUUUGCAUCUUAGCUGCAGUUAAUUUUCCUUCUAACUGCGGUUACAUCACUAUGACCUUAUUAGCACUGCAGUGUCAACAACCACUUCUGCUCUUCAGAGACUUUAGCUUUGGAGCAUUUAGGCUUUGUUCUCCAAGAACUGGGAAAUCCGUUCUUACCCUGCGGUGGCUCGAUGCCUUUCUGAAGGCGAGAGGGAAGCGUGGGUGACUCAGCGGUGGUCUCCAUUCAGCAAAACCUCAUGUAUAUUUGAAGUAGGAACCACAAGGGUGUGCUUUUCGAGACUCACAAAAUACUGUGUUUUCUAUCUUAGGAUUUCUUUUACCCUAAAGUAUCAUGGAAGAUACUAUGGUUUGUGACUUUUCUUGCUAACUGAAGAAGCCAAGGAUUUGGGGUGUGGGGUCGUAUGCAAGACACAGUAGGGUAAGGGUGCAUACCCCACCCCUUACCUGUUCUCAUACUGCAGUUACAUUUACACCAAAACCCUAUGCAGGGUUCUGUGUGGUGAGUGUCACAUAUGUGGUAAGGACCUUAGUUGCAGAUUGUUAUUUUCUGGUGACCUGUGUUGAAUUGAAGCCCCCAAAACUUGAAAUUGUGAACAUUUAACAUGCAGUAAAGGCCACCUCAUCACCCAGAGAAAUCUUUGGCUGCUGCAGCUAGCCGCUCCUUGGCUGUGAUGUAGUAUAGCUUCGAUCUCAUUUUGUGUUUGAGAGAAUGUUCUGGGCAAGUUCUGUGUGUGGUGGGUUGGGGCGGGUAGAGUCAUGAGUUUUCCACGUCCCUGUGUGGUGGCUGUGCUGACUGUCACUCUGUGGGACUGGCUCCCAGUUCUCCUUGGUGAGCCCGGGGAGCCGGCGCAUCUUGUGAGUCGUGUCUGUGCAUGGCGAUCCGCUCCUCCAGCUCUCAUGGCAUUGUGCCACAGGCUGAAGCCAGGAGGAGCAGGAUGUGCAAAACCUAAACAUUUUACAUUGUUUUUCUUUUUUAACCAACUCAUUGUUUAAAAAAAAUAAAAAAAAAACACCUAAUCUGUGAAAUCAAUGUAGCAUGUCCGGAACAUCAGGAAUGGCAGAAAAGUCUGAUAUGGUCUAGACAGCUUCACCACUAAUUUUGGCAGGCAGUAAACACACAUAUAAUUUAUUAGCUGGGAGCUGAACUGGCUGUGAAAUCUAUGAUUUGCUUUGAACAUUUGGGUUUUGUUGCCUUCUUCUUAAUUGAUAACACAGAAAGUACCAUCAAAGACUGUGGAGUCAUUGAGGUUCUGUGUGUCCUCACCGAGAGGGACCUGGCGUGCCCGCCGGGUUGAUCUUCCCACAUGUUAGGGUUUAUUUUUAUACAACACAUCUUUUGACACUUUAAGGUGUGUGUGUGUGUGUGUGUGUGUGUGUGUGUGCAUGUGUAAGGUUUUAUGUUGCUGUUAUUUAUUUACAAACUUCAGAUAUGUUUUUAUGUAUUUUUCAUUCUUCUGGAGCUUCCUAAAAAUUGAUAAGCAUCUGCACUGAAAUAUAAUUUAACAGCAAAGAUAAAAAAGGAUUGAAAGUUGUAAAUUCCUCAUAUCACUAUAGUGACGAUUAUUCUAGAAAUCGUUGCUUAUGUAGCAAAGACCAAAUAAAUCGAUUUCAGACACAACCUUGAGCACAGUUGAUUUUGGACAGCUGCUGUUUAUUAGGAAAGGGCUCCAGGUGGCCAAGGUGCACACUUCCUUAGACGCGCGUGAGGAGAUGCUGCACCUUCCACAGGUGAAUGGGACGGAUUCGAAGUGAGCAAAGGGAUUCACAAAUUAUGUAUUUAUUUGUUUUCAUAGUUAAGUAGCUGAAGCUCAGAGGCUUUCAGCAACAGAGAUGAAAGUGUGGUUUUUUAGUUUUGUGAAUGGAUGAUCACAAAGAAAAAGCAUUUUUAAAAAGUUGGCAAACGCUGAAACGCACUGUGGUAUGAAGCGCAUUGCAUUUCCAUUAGCACUGAAGCAGCAGUUUCCAUUCCUGGGCUGAGAUUGCUUUCCUCGUGGUUGUAUUGUUCUGAUUUCACGUUCACCAGAGUAACUGAUUUUUUUUGUUUUCUUGUGGAGUUAACACCAAAUAAAAAUUGUAAAAAACAGUUUGUUGUUUUUAUUUCUCAUAGCAAAGCUUCUUUUGUAAAAAACUCCAGCUUCCUUUCACUCAUGAGCAUCUGUGGAAGAGCGAGGGCCCAGGUUACAUUUGUUCUAGAUGGAGGUCAUUUAGCUCUCCUUGCAGAUGCUGCUAAACACAUUGUGCAGCUUUGCUAGAGAAGAAAGUGGUGUGGCCUGCUGAGAAAUGAGUGACCCUCCCCAUCUCACCCCCGGCACACGCAGGGGCUGCUGCCAGAGUCUGCAAAACACAUAGCAUUUUUGUCCGUAGAUGGUACACAAAGCUCAAUCUUUUUGUUUCCUUCUGGGGAAAAAAGUAAAUCUUUAUAUGUUAAUAUGAUUGAUAUUCAUUGUGGAAAAAAAAUCAGUGUGUUUUUAAAGAAGUCUAAGGGAAAAGGAAAACUGGUAUGUCCUUCUGUUCUCUGAGACAUUCACUGGUAACAUCCAUGCGAGCCCCUUUCCAGGAUGGUGAAUGUACAGUAUAUAUGAAUGCAUACAGAGAGAAAUUUACAUUAAAGAGUAUACUAUACUUGUUCUUCUGUAACAUCAGAAAUAGGUUUUUACUCAGAUGUCUUUUCAUGUCAGGAAUUAUAGAACUACAUAAUUAUUUUUAUAGCUGUAUUAUGUAGAUUUAACAGGUUCCUCAUUGAUAAAACAAUGUUUUUUUGGUUGUUUAUUCAGUAACUGAAUAACGUUUCUGUGGACAUCCGUAAACAUGUUUGAGGGGACUUUUAAAAGUUCAUGGAAAAUGGAAUUAAAAGAAAAAUAAAAAAAUAUAAACUUUA